AUGCGGUUGGCAUGCCAUAGGCCAGCUCUUAUGAGGCUGACGAUGUUUGGAGCUAGCACCAAACUCAAUCCUCCCCGCUCCAGUGUAGGUGUUAAAUUCUCAGUAACACAGCGUUCUAUUUUUUCUCUCUCGAUUUUGAGUAUGCGGAGACUUUAUAGUAAUAUCUGGAACCAGAAUGGAACACAGGAAGGUUCCAGGCCUAGUCGGACUAGUACGGCGUCCUCAACCCCGAGCCUCGAUGAACUCCCUGAGCAACUACAAACCAUAGUCCGCGAGGACUCUGUACGUCAUCCAAAGAGUCAGACAAAAGAAAACACAAACGAAUUGAGGGCGGUCAAGAAACUACAUGCAGGCAUGGGUUCGGAGAUGGAUCAUAAACGUGAGUUGAGUAUCUUGGUCUCACUGAAAGACCAUAGGGAUUUAUUUGUGCAAUUCCGCGGUUGGUACAUGGAGAAGGGUUGUAUUUUACUUGCUAUGGAGUAUGUUGAGCAUGGCGACUUGAGAGGAUUUCUCAAAAGGUCUGGGAAGCAGUCGGAAGAAAGUGCCAAAGAGAUUGCAAUGCAAGUUCUCGAAGGACUUGUGAUUUUGCAUGGACGGAGCAUUUGUUAUCGCGAUUUGAAACCUGAGAAUAUCCUUUUGUCUUCACUCUCUCCGAUUCACAUAAAACUUGCGGACUUCGGAAUUUCGAAGAGUACAGCAGAUACACGAUUAGUUACUCAGAUCGGCACUCGUAACUAUCUCGCACCUGAAGUGAAUAGGAGUCUUCCUUUAAACCUUCUAAAGUUAAACGGAGAGUACGAAAGUUCAUUUGAUCUUUGGUCGCUUGGGUGUCUGCUACACGAAGUUUUGAGAUUAAAGCUACCAUUUACGACAGUAGACUCAUCACGGACUUAUGAUAGCACCAUAUCAGGAGUUGUUCCAAUUUCUAGCACUGAAUUCGAGUUCGAUAACAAGGCUUUUUUUGAUUUUUGCUAUGGAACUAAUGCCAAUCUUUCAACGGGGACUUUACGUGCAUUCAACAUCAGCGAGAGGGGAAUAGAAUUUAUAAAAAGCCUGCUAGUUCCUGAUCCUCGGUCCCGACCAUCUGCGGCAAAUGCCAUGAAGAGCGAAUGGUUACUCGAAUUACCUCAAUCAUCCAAUGGAGUGAUAUAUGACCAACAAAAGACCGAACCCGAGAUUCUACGAAGUCAGAUGUUUGCUUGCGGCAUGGGAGUCAGUCUUCGGACUAUUAAUACCUUAAUAAAUCGUGGAGGAGGGUCGAGCUCCAAAGCCCUUUUGCAUAAGUGUUUCCUAAAGACCGAAAUUGCCGAUAUUUUACAACGUGCACUUAAGGAGGGAUAUAGCCUGUUCGUAUUAAUACUUAAACAGGAACUUGACAUUGACCGUAGUCUAUUUGAUGAGUUUUUUGAUACGGCCUUAGUAGCCGGCGAUUUAGGGACUAUAAAAACUCUGUCUCGGAUUAAUUAUAUCAAAAGGAACAGUUAUAGCAGGGAUAUUCUCUAUACAACAGUAAAAGGUGGGCAUGUUGAAAUGGCCAAGUUGCUUCUCGAAGGGGGUGCCGACGUCAAUGCGGUGAAUCACUAUGGCCGAACAGCGCUCCAGACAGCGGUAUUAGGUGGACAUAUUGACAUGGUAGCGCUGCUUCAAAACCAAUAA
Morchella importuna is the source of this 1656-nucleotide messenger RNA. RefSeq lists its product as uncharacterized. Gene Ontology annotation, molecular function: ATP binding; protein binding; protein serine/threonine kinase activity. The record is from RefSeq and is a predicted model, not a curated record. The transcript is spliced from 5 exons. Bases 1 to 1656 code for a protein of 551 amino acids. Gene Ontology annotation, biological process: protein phosphorylation; meiotic recombination checkpoint signaling. Gene Ontology annotation, cellular component: cytoplasm; nucleus. NCBI's taxonomy places the organism in Eukaryota, Fungi, Ascomycota, Pezizomycetes, Pezizales, Morchellaceae.